UUGACCUCUCAGUCCCCACCAUGAUUUGCUAUAUUCCCCUUCCCCUCUUUAUGAAUGAAUAUUGAGAUAGAACCAUCCUCUUUGUGUGUUGUUAUUCUUUCCCACAGCAACAAGUUUCAAUGUCUGAGUCUGAAUUAGCCUCUUCUGAUCAAUCUCCCUCCUCCUCCACAUCCACUCCAACCAUUCAAAUAGUCUCAAAGUCCUUCUCUGAGAGGCUUAUGGGGAAAUUCUUUGAUGCCACUCAGUUUGAUUUUGUGUAUGAGCAAAGUGGCCUGUGGUCUCCCCCAGUAAGAAGGACUGUGUUCUUGGCCUCACCUGCAGGUAACAUAUGCUCUCAAGACGAAAUUCUGAGGCAGCUCAAGAACGCAAAGAAGCCUUGCAAGAGACCCUUGUUUUGCUUCUUCAAUGCCUUUUGGUGCUCUUAAGUUGAUCUUGGCAGUGCAUAAAGUUGAUAUGCCAACCAUAACCUCCUUUGGGAUAAAGUUGUGUUUGUCUCAGAAUAUUUAUAUAUGAUCCUUUCAUUGUGCAUGUGUGGGUACUGCUUUGCCAACUAUGUGGUCCAGUGGAAUUAUAACCUAAAGUGGGAUAUUAUAUGUAUAGAAAAGUACUUGCAAGUUCUUUGCCAUGUUACCAAAAGUCUUGUA
Molecule: messenger RNA, 644 nt
Organism: Vigna angularis (adzuki bean)
Lineage: Eukaryota; Viridiplantae; Streptophyta; Magnoliopsida; Fabales; Fabaceae
Exons: 2
Coding region: 120-425 (101 amino acids)
Source: RefSeq, a predicted model, not a curated record